UUUCCAUGCCAAUCAAUCCCAAUUCCCUGCCACAAGUCCGCAACACCACCACAAUCCCAAUUCCCUGAUUUCGCAUGCGAUGACGUCAACUUUUGCCUUCCCAUUGUACCCGACACAUUCAUUGCCCAUUUCUUAUAACUACUUUUAUUUCCUGCUCUUUCCUUUUUUACAAGACACUAAGUUGAGCAUCAUCGCACGCUCAGUCUCGCAAUCUGUUAACAUUAUCAAAUGGAAACCUGGUUCUUCAUCCUAGUCUCUCUCUGUUUCUGUGUGCUCAUCAGGGCCAUCCUCUCCCUUUACUCAUCCACCACCACCACCAACAACAACAACAACAUUAACAAAACAAAGAGCAUUAAAAUCCCACCUGGCCCUCGUCACAUCCCCAUCAUCACAAGCAUCACAUGGCUCGUAAAAUCAUUCUCAGAACUAGAACCUAUUCUUCGAGGCCUUCACGCUAAAUACGGUCCCAUCAUCACUCUCCGCAUUGGUUCUCUUCCAUCCAUAUUCAUCCGCGAUCGAACCCUCGCCCACCACGCUUUAAUCCAAAACGGUUCUCUCUUCUCCGACCGCCCCAAAGCUCUUCCCACUGCUAAAGUCUUCACCAGCGAACAACAUAACAUCAGCUCCGCCUCCUACGGCCCCACGUGGCGCAUCCUCCGCCGCAACCUUACCUCCGAGAUACUUCACCACUCUCGGGUCAAAUCCUUUUCCAGUACCCGCAAGUGGGUCCUGGAAACCCUCCUCACCCGAUUAAAAUUUGAUUCGGAAUCAAGCGAUUCCAUACGGGUCAUCGACCACUUUCAAUACGCCAUGUUCUGCUUGCUCGUGUUCAUGUGUUUCGGUGAAAGAGUUGACGAUGAGAAAGUCAAAGACAUCGAGCGUGUCCUGCGCCAACUACUUCUCAGCUUUAGCAGAUUCAACAUCCUAAAUUUCUGGCCAAAAGUCACUGCGAUUUUGUUCCGCAAACGUUGGGAGGAGUUGUUUCGGGUUCGUAAGGAGCUAGAAGAUGUGUUGGUUCCGUUGAUAAGAGCGAGGAAGCAAGCUAAGGAGGGUAGAGUGAGCGAUGACUCAAACUCUGUCGUUUCGUAUGUGGAUACUUUGUUGGAUUUGGAAUUGCCUGAGGAGAAACGCAAGCUGCAUGAAGGGGAAAUUGUUACCGUAUGUUCCGAGUUUAUGAAUGCUGGCACAGACACAACUUCCACUGCGUUGCAGUGGAUUAUGGCGAAUUUGGUGAAGUACCCUCAUGUUCAACAGAAGCUUGUGGAGGAGAUUAAGGAGGUGGUGGGUGAUAGAGAGGAUAAGGAAGUGACAGAGGAAGAUUUGGAGAAGAUGGGGUAUCUCAAAGCUGUGAUUUUGGAAGGGUUGAGGCGUCACCCACCGGGGCACUUUGUGUUGCCACAUGCUGUGACUGAGGAUGUUGUUUUGAAUGGUUAUUUGGUGCCUAAGAAUGGGACUGUGAAUUUUAUGGUGGCAGAGAUGGGGUGGGACCCUGAGGUUUGGGAAGAUCCCAUGGAGUUUAAGCCAGAGAGAUUCUUGAACCAGAACGAGGCUCAAGUUGAGGCUUUUGAUAUUACUGGAAGCAAAGAGAUCAAGAUGAUGCCGUUUGGAGCAGGGAGGAGGAUUUGUCCUGGCUAUAAUGUAGCAAUGCUCCAUUUAGAAUACUUUGUGGCCAAUUUGGUUUGGAGUUUUGAUUGGAAGGUUUCGGAAGGAGGUCAUGUUGAUUUGACUGAAAAACAGGAAUUCACUGUGGUCAUGAAAAAUCCUUUGCAGGUUCAUAUUUCUCCAAGGAUCUGAUUAUCUAAACUAUCUGUUGAUAAUAGGUUGGAAAAUAAAUCCAUAUAGUUGGCAGAGAUAGAUAGAUGCUUUAGUUGUUAAAAUUCUCUUGAAUUUAAACUUCUAUGGAUUAAUGUAUUUGAAUUUAAAAAAUGGGAUGAAUAUGUAAUUUGAUAUAAUUUUGUGAAGUUCAUAUAUACAAUUAUGUAGUCAAUUAUGAAUUUAAGGAUCACAAUGUAAAUAUGUUUAUUAAGUUUGAACUCACUUGUUAAGUGUGCUGGGUUGUGGUGUUAAGAAGUUGAAGCUAAAGUUACAGUUAUAUAAGUGUAUUAUCCCUUCUGCACUCUUUAUCAGAUCUGUAUAUUGUUCCCAUAAUGUUCUAAUAUAUAGAAAUGUGUCUAUAAAAGCCAAUAACAAAAGGCAAG
Gastrolobium bilobum is the source of this 2198-nucleotide messenger RNA. RefSeq names its product cytochrome P450 89A2-like. The transcript has a single exon. The coding region runs from base 229 to 1794 and encodes 521 amino acids. Gene Ontology annotation, cellular component: membrane. The record is from RefSeq and is a predicted model, not a curated record. Gene Ontology annotation, molecular function: iron ion binding; heme binding; oxidoreductase activity, acting on paired donors, with incorporation or reduction of molecular oxygen, NAD(P)H as one donor, and incorporation of one atom of oxygen. Lineage: Eukaryota; Viridiplantae; Streptophyta; Magnoliopsida; Fabales; Fabaceae.